Ostrea edulis (European flat oyster) is the source of this 1356-nucleotide messenger RNA. Its product is annotated as sulfotransferase 1B1-like. Gene Ontology annotation, molecular function: sulfotransferase activity. The transcript has 7 exons. Bases 93 to 1061 code for a protein of 322 amino acids. Gene Ontology annotation, biological process: sulfation. NCBI's taxonomy places the organism in Eukaryota, Metazoa, Mollusca, Bivalvia, Ostreida, Ostreidae. Gene Ontology annotation, cellular component: cytoplasm. The record is from RefSeq and is a predicted model, not a curated record.
GAAUAAACAAUGCAUUCAUAGCCUCUAUGCAACCGCACGUUCAUCUAUAGACAGGUCUACUGCACAGAGGAAAACUAUAAGUUUCUUGGAGCAUGCACGGAAAAAAUAGUGUCUACAGAAGGAAGGACAGACAUACAAACGGACAUGCUGAUUCCAAUACAUCCCCCAGCAUCGUUUGCAUGAGUAGGAAAGAUAUCAAAGAUCCCAGCGGCAAGGUGGUCAUGCAGGUUGUGGAAUAUGAUGGAUUUAUGUUUCAUGUCAGCACCAUGGGGCACAUAAUGGAACAACUAAAACAGUUAAAGGAUAUGUCAUUCAGGGACAGCGAUGUGUGUGUGAUUUCAUACCCCAAAUCUGGUACGCAUUGGUGCUGUGAAGUGGUGCGCAUGUUGAGGAAUAACUCCUCUGAGUACCACGACAUGCUACACCCUCUUAUAGAAGUGUUCCCCGUAGAGAAACUUAAGCAGAUGUCCGAUGGUGUUUUUGUGUCCCAUUUGGCGCCCCAACACAUGCCGAAGGAUUUCAUGGAAAGGAAAUGUAAAAUAAUCAACAUCUACCGAAAUCCAAAAGAUGUAACCGUAUCAUAUUUCAAUUACGUCAAGAAAACAAAAUAUGGGGAGUUGAUGAAGGACAUGGAAUUUGACGUCUUCAACCUGUUUUGGACAGGACAACUUCGUAGUUGUCCCUGGACAAAAUAUAUCAAAGAAUGGACAAAUUAUAAAGAGGAGAAUCCAUCCCACCCUCUCUUAAAUCUCUGCUACGAAGACAUGAAAAAGGACCUUAAAACACACGUUAAAAAGAUUGCUGACUUCCUGGAACUACACGCAAGCGACGAACUCGUCACUGAAAUUGCAAAUGCGUGUGAAUUUAAGGCAAUGUCUGCUUAUAAGAACAGCAACAUCCCUGCGUUUAUGAGCAUUGUGACUGAUGUCAAGGAUGAAAACAUAUUCUAUAGGAAAGGUGAAGCAGGGGAUUGGAAGAAUUGGUUGAAGGUUGCCCAGAGUGAGGCAGUGGAUGCAGCGGUUGAGGCCGCAAAGAUUCCUCUGGACAUCAAGUACACCUAGAGAAAAAUCAGACAUUUCUAAUAGGGAAAAGGAGAGAAAAAAGACUAGAACUUUAGUACACAUGGAAGGUGUGUCAAGAAAAACAUAAUACGGAACUAUACAAUUGUCAAACUGCUUUAACAUUAUAUGUAAUCGGGCAUUUUCAAUCUAAUCCAGAAGGAAGUGGAACACAAGUGUUAUAUAUUAUUUCGUUUGAAAUAUAUCUUAUUGCUGUACUGUUAUAUUUCAAUGUAACUUUUAAGUCGGGCUAUUGAUAUAAGGAGCCAUCUUGCUUGGAAAUACACUUCAAAUGUAU